This is a messenger RNA of Peromyscus californicus insignis, 8437 nucleotides long. RefSeq names its product centrosomal protein 164 (gene Cep164). The record is from RefSeq and is a predicted model, not a curated record. The coding region runs from base 176 to 6133 and encodes 1985 amino acids. The transcript is spliced from 33 exons. Lineage: Eukaryota; Metazoa; Chordata; Mammalia; Rodentia; Cricetidae. Gene Ontology annotation, molecular function: protein binding.
UUGCUGGUCGCUGCAGGGGCAACAUCCCGGCGUCCCUGGAAGCGGGGAGCCGGACACCCCGGCGUCCCUGGAAGUGGGGGGCCGGGGUGGUGCUGGGGAGGCGGCACAGAGCCAUCGUCCCAGAACUCCGGGUUGGGGACAGGGUCUCUGGGAUUGAGAUACGCCAGGCUGAAUCAUGGCUAGACGACCCAUCCUCUUAGGUGACCAACUGGUUCUGGAGGAAGAUUCUGAUGAGACCUACAUCCCCAGUGAGCAAGAAAUCCUUGACUUUGCCAGAGUGAUUGGUAUCGACCCCAUCAAGGAACCAGAACUGAUGUGGCUGGCAAGGGAGGGUAUUGAGGCUCCAUUGCCCAAGGGCUGGAAACCAUGCCAGAACAUCACAGGUGACCUUUACUAUUUCAACUUUGACACUGGGCAGUCCAUUUGGGACCAUCCAUGUGAUGAGCACUAUCGGAAGUUGGUGAUCCAGGAGCGAGAGAAGUGGUUGGCUCCCGGGGCCGUUAAGAAGAAAGACAAGAAAAAGAAAAAGGAAAAGAAAAACAAGAAAGACAAAGAGACCUCCAAAAGUCCUCUGGAAACACAGCCUGAACAGGGACUUCUGCCUUCUUCCUCCUUUCUCCGUGGCCUGUCCCCUCUCCCAGCAACUGGGCUUGCUGAUCUGGACCUAGACCAAGAGGUGCAGGCUAGAAGUGAGGCCACUUUUAAGAAAGGGAGGAGCCUGUGUAUACAGGGUGACACCCUGUGGCCUCUCAUGGGUGCCCUUCCUGGCAAGCUGCAGCCACUUUCCAAAGGCCAAGCUCCUCGGACCCACCAGAUCUUUGCUGAUGUGGAAAAAAUCUUAGGCAGGCCUCCGGUCCAAUGCAAGACAGACUUAGGAGACCCGCAGAGUCUGGAGUCCACUCAGAAAGCAACAGAGAAAUUCUACCUGGGAUUUUCAGACCCUGAAAUAGAAAAGCUGGAAUUGAGGACCAGACAGCAGAAACCUGGCACCGGGGGUGCUCAGAUCACCGAGCCACUCCAGAAUGGGCAGGAUGUGUUAGAGUGCAGGAGCCAGACUCCUGUCCAUUCUAAGCUUUCCGAAGCCUCCGAAGGCCUGCAGCUGAAAGGGGAGCAGCAUAGUCACAGCAUAGCCAUGAGCUGUACUGGCCCUGGAGGGGACAAAGGUCAGAGCCCCAUUCCCUUGCCGUCCUCUGAGGAGGAGCCCUCCCGGUCCCUGUGUCCAUCUGACCAUGUGCUGCCUGCCAGGAAAAGCAAGCUGUUUUUACUAGAGAGUAGCCCAGCAGAGGACUUGAACUGGCAGGGAGUUCCUGGGGAAGGUGGGGACCUGGGCAGGGGGAGGUGGAGGAGAGAGCCCCCGGGACUAUGGAGAGGACAGGUCUCCAGGCUUGUCAACAAGGAUACCACAGAGAACUUCAAGGAAAUGGAGCCUGCUGCUCCCAAGCUUCCAGAGGUCUCAGCUGAAGAUUCACCACAGGGCUUCUCUCUGAUGCCACUUGAUACCCUGGCAUUAGAACCAAUUCUGAAGCCCCCUUCAGGGGAUCCUGCCAGUAAAGAGAGGCACCAUCUACCUGAGUCUCCAGAGUUUCCUAAUGAAGAUAGGAAGCCUAGUGUGCCCGGGGCUGACUCGGAUAGCAGUAGUGAAGAGGGUAGCAGCCUGGCCUCGCCCCUUGGCUCACAGGUCCUAGGUGAGGUAAACAACUUCCCCUGGGACCUUCAGAGUCCCCAGGGGUGUGUUCCUAUCACGGGUCAGUCAGGCCCAGGGCCUAGAGAUGUGCAUUUCUGCCCUUUCCUGGUGCCUCAGUUGUCCCACACACAGAGCUCUGCUGAGGAGCAGUCAGAGAUUGAAGACUACUCUGAGGACCAGAGAUUCUACCAGCACAUCCUGCAGAUGGACAAGAUCUCCAGGCGGCGGAAGGGCCUGGGGCUGCCUGAGAACAUGCAGGAGAUGCCGUGCAAAGACCUCGCCGGCAUGGUCUGCUGCCUGGCCGCAGAGUCUUCCAGGAUGUCUAGUGAGGGUGAACACAAGGCCAUCAGAGCUCAGGAGAGGGACUCGGGGUUACUGGCUUGGGGGCCGGAGCUGCUGGAGCACUCUCCAGAAGUGGUUUCUGCCCCUGCCGAGCAGGAGGUUUCUCAGCAAGCACAAUGCCAGCUAAGCAGUGGCCUCAGGCAGGGGCUAGUCCAGCCCAGUUCCGACACCGGGCUUGCUGCAGAGCCAAGCAAGAUGCAGCUUCUCAACCAGGUCCUGGGUUCCCCCUUAGCCCCAGUCCAGGCCCCUCUUUGGAGCCUGGCUCCCUUACGAGGCCCUGGGGAUGCCCAACCCUCUGCUCUUCGUGGAUCUCAGAGUGUGAACCUGGGGAGCUUGGCAGAUUCUGGGCAGCAUGGGGAACCCACGCUGCCUCUACAGGGUCUCAAGACUGCUGCUCGUGCAAAGGGUUUCUUGGGUUCUGCUCACGAGGGCAAGCAUGCUCUCAGCCUCUUGACUCUAGGGGAGGAGACCAACGAGGAGGACAAGGAGGAGAGUGACAACCAGAGUGUCCGAAGCUCCAGUGAGCUUCUCAAGAACCUGCACCUGGACCUCAGCGCCCUGGGAGGUAACUUUGAGUAUGAGGAGUCUCCAAGAAGCAGCCAGCCAGUGGACAAGAAGGAUGUUUCUCUUGACUCGGAUGCCGAUCGGCCCCCCACCCCUGGCAAGCUGUUCAGCCAGGGUGCUGACCGGAGUCUGGACAGCUCUGAUGGCAGCAGGUCCCGGGGAAGAGGGGCAAGUCCCUGGAACCUACAGAAAGAAAACGAGAACAGCAAUCUCAAGGCUCCUGGGUUGGACCCUGGGGAUGAUCACCCUGCCAAGGCCUCUAAAAAGGAGCAGGCAGAGGAAGCCAUGGAGGCAGGAGAGGAGGGUUCCAGGAGGGAAACAGCCAAGGAAGUGUCCGCCCUGGAGGAGAGCAUAUCAGACGCCAGUGAGGAGUCAGAGGUCCUUGAACACUUGAAGGACCCACAGCUCUCCGAGUCCGAAGCUUCUGCCCCCAAGUCUUUCCUUGGCCUGGACUUUGGAUUCCACAGCCGGAUCUCAGAGCACCUGCUGGAUGGUGACAUGCUUUCUCUGGCCAUGGGUGGAGCCUGCUGGGAGGCCCAGGAAUUAGGCCAAGAAGAACAAGAUGGCAGCCAGUCCAGUAGAGCCGAGCCACAGAGCAAGCAUUCCCAAGUCUCUGAGAGGGAGCAACUCCAGAGUGCCCUUCACAGCCAGGCCAGUGAGGAAGGGCCUCUGCAGACCCUGGAGGGGCAGCCUGAGUGGAAGGAAGCAGAGGAGCCUGGGAAGGACUCUGUAGUCAGCCCUAGCCCACUGGCCCCCCUCCAGAGGGAGCAGGUCCUGAGCCCACCUGCUUUCCCUGAGAGGGCUGAGGAAAAGCACUCCCAGGCCGAAGAGCUGGGCCUUGGGCAGCAAGAGGCUGAGGAGCCUGAGGAGAAGGUGGCAGUCAGCCCCGCCUCACCUGUCUCUCCAGAGGUGCAAACCACAGAGCCUGCAGCUCCCCAGAAGCAGUUCUCCGAGGCUAUACUGAAGGCCAUGGAAGAGGCCGUGACCCAGGAGCUGGAGGAAGACCAGAGGCGGCUGCUGGAGUGGCAGAAAGAGAGGCUGUGGCCGGAGGAGGAGGAGGUGGUGCAGCUUCGCCAGCGGGAGGAGAAAUCCCUCAGCCUCCUGAAGGCACAGCUGCAGAAAGCUGCUGAGGAGGAAGAGGCGGAAGAGGAGACUCGGCUAAGAGAGGAAGAAAGGUGGAGGCUGGCCCGCCUCCGGGCCCAGGUGCAGUCCAGUCCCGAAGCAUUUGAGAACCAAAUUAGAGCCGAGCAAGAGGCCGCCCUGCAGAGGCUUCGAGAAGAAUCAGAGACCCUCCAGAAGGCCGAAAGAGCCAGUUUGGAACAGAAAAGCAAGAGGGUGCUGGAGCAGCUGAGGGAGCAGCUGGAGGCUGAGGAGAGGAGUGCCCAGGCCGCCUUGAAGGCGGAGAAGGAGGCUGAGAAGGAGGUGGUUCUGCAGCAGCUGAGGGAGCAGCUGGAAGGGGAGAGGAGAGAGGCAUUGGCAGGCCUAGAGAAGGAGCACAGUGCUGAGCUGGAGCGGCUCUGUUCCUCACUGGAGGCCAAGCACCGGGAGGUGGUCUCCAGCCUCCAGAAGAAGAUAGAGGCAGCUCAGCAGAAGGAGGAGGCCCAGUUACAGGAGAGCCUUGGGCGGGCCGAGCAGAGAGCUCACCAGAAGGUUCAUCAGGUGAUCGAGUACGAGCAAGAGCUCAGCAGCCUCCUCCGAGACAAGCGCCAGGAGGUGGAGAGGGAACAUGAGAGGAAGAUGGACAAGAUGAAGGAGGAACACCGGCAAGUGAUGGCUGAGGCCAGAGAGCGCUAUGAAGCUGAGGAAAGAAAGCAGCGGGCUGAGCUCCUGGGGCACCUGACAGGAGAGCUGGAACGCCUGCGAAGGGCCCAUGAGCGAGAGUUAGAGAACAUGAGGCAGGAGCAGGACCAGCAGCUUGAGGACCUGAGGCGUCGGCACCGGGAUCAGGAAAGGAAAUUACAAGAUUUAGAGGUGGAGCUUACAACCAGAACUAAAGAUAUCAAGGCCAGACUGGCUCAGCUGGAUGUCCAGGAGGAGAGUUUUCGCAGAGAGAAGCAGCUACUCCUGGACGCGCAGAGGCAGGCUGCUCUGGAGAAGGAGGAAGCCACAGCCACCCAUCAGCACCUGGAAGAAGCGAAGAAGGAGCAGGCCCACCUGGUGGAGUCGAAGCGGCAGCUACGAAGGGUCAUCGAUGACCUGCGUGUCCGGCGGGUGGAGCUGGAGUCCCAGGUGGAUCUGCUGCAGACACAAAGUCAGAGGCUGCAGAAGCACGUGAGUGGCCUGGAGGCUGAAGUACAAAGGAAGCAGGACAUGUUGAAAGAGCUGGCAGCUGAGAAGAAUGCGUCCCCACAUUUGGAGCCAGAUCUCCACAUUGACGACCUGAGGAAAUCCCUUGGCACAAAUGAGACCCAAGAGGUGUCCUUGUCUCUCUCCCAGAGCAAGGAGGAUAUCGACCUGUCCAUGGAUAGUGUCGGGCACUUCCUCUCUGCUGAGGGUGUAGCUGUACGGAGUGCAAAGGAGUUCCUGGUGCGCCAGACCCGCUCCAUGCGGAGGCGGCAGACGGCACUGAAGGCCGCCCAGCAACAUUGGCGCCAUGAGCUGGCUAGUGCCCAGGAGAUGGAUGAAGACCUCCCAGGCACCACGGUCCUGGAAAACGUGCGCAAGAACUUGGAUGAGGAGCACAGGCACCUGGAUGAGAUGAAGUCAGCCAUGCGGAAAGGCCAUGACCUGCUGAAGAAGAAAGAAGAGAAGCUGACCCAACUGGAAUCUUCUCUACGGGAAGAGGUCUCUGAGGAGGACACUCUGAAAGGAUCCUCUAUCAAGAAGGUGACCUUUGAUCUCAGUGACAUGGAAGACUUGAGCAGUGAGAGUUCUGAGUCCUGCCCCCUGCCUCAUAUCACCUCGACCCCAAGUUCCGCGGAUCCCAACAAGAUCCAUUACCUGAGCAGUUCCCUUCAGCGGAUCAGCAGUGAGCUGAAUGGUGUGCUGAGUGUGCUGGGCAGCCUCAACUCCCAGCCACCACCACAGGUCCUCAGCAGCCAGCCCCCGCCUCCGCUCCUCACCACCUCCUCGCUUCGGUCCUCCAAGAACGCCCCUGCCCCUGCCUACACCCUCCUGACCAAGCCCUCGCCCUCAUCGUCUGUCACAUCCACGUCCACCCAGUGGGCCUGGGACCCAGGACAGGCCACCAAGCUCUCCUCCUCGUCGAAAACUGUGGAUGAUUUCCUGCUGGAGAAGUGGCGCAAGUAUUUCCCUUCUGGCAUCCCGUUGCUCAGCGGCUGCCCUCCCCCACUGGAGAACAAGCUGGGCUAUGUGUCUGUAAGUGAGCAGCUCCGCCUCCUGCAGCGUCCCCAUUCUCGAGUCCCCAGCAUGGACAGUGUCAGCGUCCAGGGCAUGAUUGAGUCUAACCGGAAGUGGCUGGAACAUUUCAGGAAUGACCCCAAGGUACAGCUCUUCCCCUCGGUGCCCAAACCGACAACCACCUCGAACUUACUGCAGCUGGGCCUAGAUGAGAACAACAGACUGAAUGUGUUUCACUAUUGAGCCCCGUGGGGGGCCAGGGCAGCGACCUUCUCCUCUACACCAAGUGCCUGAGGAGCCCCAGCACUUUAUUUCCCUCUGGUCAGGCAUGUGUGCUCCACCCAGGACUUGGAGGAACCACCGGGUGGGUAGGUGGAAAGCCCAGCAGGACUGUAAGCAACGCUUCGCCCAGGACUGUCCUGAGCAGGAAUAUUUGGACGUCUGCAAGCUUCUCCGUCGAAGUGGCUGCCGAGGACUUCAGGGACGUGGCCACCUUCAAUCAAAGCAACUGCCUUGGGAGGCCUAGGGAGUCUCCUCGGAGGCUGGGUUCCUGGCCUUUGGGGCCCUGCUGAGGGCUCUCAUGGCGGUGGAGAGUGUGGUCCUUUGUUCAGGACAGUCUCCUAGCAUGGCUAUGCCCUGGAACUCGGCAGUGCUGGGCUCGUAGCUGUCUUUCUGAUACCUCAGCCCUGUAAGGGCCGCAUCACUUCCUCUCUUUUUGCCUUUUUUCUUUUUUAAUGUCUGCUUUUGACUAUCUCAGGUUUGGGCUCAGCUGCCUGAGUCCUGCUGGAGUUGUUAGAGGGCCCCCGAUGUCCUGCUCUUCUCCCUCAGCCAGCACCGGGCUUUCCUCAGGGCGAGCAGCCUUCUCUUCCUUAGGAUGCCCUCUGGAGCUCGCCCUUGCUCUCAGGUCUCACACACCCAUCUCUCCAGGAAGCCAAAAAGAAAGCCAUAGGAAAAGACAGGCAAGGCUUCUGCUCCGUCUUGAUACUUCUCUUCCUACAUUCCUCGUGUACCUGUGAGCCCUGUUUCCAUCGGGCCUUCUACCUGGGCCACCCCCACCCCAGUCCAACUAUCAACCCUUCCCAGAGCUCGGUGGAAGGGCUGACUAGUAUCUGGUACUGGCAGGGACUGUCUCGGCCAGUUGGUGCUUCUGGCACAGCCUCUACAGCCGCACGUCCCCCAGCGGGCUCUGCGGGCCAAGUUCUCGGCAUCUGUCUCAUUGUUUCAACAAAAUGCCCUCAUUUUUCUUGUCUUGAGAAGCCGCGGGUUGCCUUUGCCCCUGCAGCCCACAGAAUCCCACUCUCAUGCUCAUCGCUCAUUUCUUUGCCAUGGAGUAAGACACGAAGAACCAGUUGGCUUUUACCCUCUCGAUAUUUUUUAGUCAUCAGCCGACCAGACACAGAAAAGUCCAUUUUGUUAUCUGUUCCACUCCGUGUGCCUUGAGAACAGCUCGUGUGGUAAAACCAACCCUGGUGACAAUCCUGGGUGUUUUUGCAUCUAUUAAAUCUCUGCAAGUCGGUUUUCUAUAAGGCUGUCCUGUGAACGUGUUGGUCUCUUUGGAGGCCUUUGUGUCCUUCCUUCUGAGGGAAAGGGGGAGGGGACAGUGACUGGGUGUCUGAUUUAUUCAUCCAACAGUGUGGAGUUUGGUACAGGCGUGGUCCGCUCCUUUUUAUGGGUGAUAGAAACAAGGCUUGGGCCCUUGGUAAGGUGUAGAGUCCUGCAUGCCAUCCCCCUCCCCCAGAGCACCCUCAGCCCUACAGCUGCCGCCAGUCCUCAAGGAGUACUCGCUCACAUUCACUGUCUACCCCUUUCCUGUUUCCCACUUGCUAGGCUGGAGACCCCCCCGGGGCUCUUUCCCCCAAAGACUGGGAGUUUCUUCUCCUGUGUAAACAAAGCUGUGCCCUGCGCCCUAGCCUUAAGCUGGUGACAUUAAUUGGCCUUUCCCCCUAUUCCCCUGGGUGAACAGUCUGUGUACAUUCUUGGGUUUGUAGCAAGGGAGAGAACCAACCUACACGGCCUUCCUUCAUGCAGCUGUAUAGAAAACCAACUGAAAACCAGGGAACUUAGCCCAGUGGCCUAGCCGCCCCUAGGAAGGAAGGAGGAGAUGGGGGACAUCAUGCUGACAGCUCUUGAAUGCUUCCGUGUGCUGUGGUUUUCUGAUGCUCUUGUUUCUAAUCUUAACCUUAGGAAAUUGAGAGUUUAGAGAUGAGGAAGUUUUAAGUUCAGAGAGGUUAAGUAACUGUAGGUCAAAGUCACAGAGCUAAUAACUAGGAUUUGAACUAGAUCCAACUGCUCCUGAAAGUCAAAUUCUGUUGCCCACAACCGCCCCAGUGUCAACAGCUCCUGUUUCUUCCAGGCUUACAGCACAGUCCCUGGCAGCUUGGUCUGAACACCUGGAAUCCUGCAACUGGUGGGUUCUAGCUGGGGUGGUAAAACCUUCCUGGGCUAGGGUUUAAAAAGGGAAUUUGGGGGACUGGGAAUGUAGUACCGUAUUAUUUACUUGUUUAGCAUGCGUGUGGCCCUGGGAUCAGUCCCCGCCCGGUAUAGCCC